AUUUCCGUUUCCUCCCGGAGUCGGAAACCACUGUUUCCCGGGUGAGCGCGGCCUGGGCAGGAAGCGAGAGCGAGUCCGGGUUGUACCCACCUGCAGCCAUGGGACGCAGAAAGUCAAAACGGAAGCCACCUCCCAAAAAGAAGAUGACAGGCACCCUGGAGACGCAGUUCACCUGCCCCUUCUGUAACCACGAGAAGUCUUGCGAUGUGAAAAUGGACCGUGCCCGCAACACCGGAGUCAUCUCUUGUACCGUGUGCCUCGAGGAGUUUCAGACCCCCAUCACUUAUCUGUCAGAACCCGUGGACGUGUACAGCGAUUGGAUAGACGCCUGCGAGGCGGCCAAUCAGUAGCGACGUGGAGGACCCACCCCCCUCGGCGGCCCCGCCCACUGCGGCCCCGCUCGCCGGGUUCCCGCCAGACAUUCCAGGGGCCGGGGUGUGGGUCGGGGUGCGGAGCCCCUCACCGUGCCUGUGCGGCCUGCGUGGCCGAGCGGCGGGGGGCGGCGGCGGCGGGGCUCCCGCACCAGCCCCCCAUUUGGUCCAGUAGCGUUUGAGCCGCUCCCUUCGGCCUAUCCCCGCUCUGGGGGCUCCGGCUCCCCUGGAGCAAAAGACAGAUGCGCGGACCCCCCCCAGCCCGCCUCACCGCUCCCCCCGGCCUGAGUGGACUGGACUUCCUGCCCCCCUCCCCUCCCCGGGACCCCAGGGCCCUCAGCCGGCCCGGCCCGGAGUCAGCGCCUCCCACCCGGGAGCCCCCGUCGUGUCCAUGUGGGGGAGGCGGAAGCGGGUUGGGGGCGAAGUAGUCGUUCAGUAAAGCAGCCAGUGCUGA
Dipodomys spectabilis (banner-tailed kangaroo rat) is the source of this 825-nucleotide messenger RNA. It is a transcript of the gene Elof1, whose product is annotated as elongation factor 1 homolog. Gene Ontology annotation, molecular function: RNA polymerase II complex binding. Gene Ontology annotation, cellular component: transcription elongation factor complex. Lineage: Eukaryota; Metazoa; Chordata; Mammalia; Rodentia; Heteromyidae. The coding region runs from base 99 to 350 and encodes 83 amino acids. The transcript has 4 exons. The record is from RefSeq and is a predicted model, not a curated record. Gene Ontology annotation, biological process: transcription elongation by RNA polymerase II.